This is a messenger RNA of Branchiostoma belcheri (Belcher's lancelet), 2265 nucleotides long. Its product is annotated as mucin-2-like. The record is from RefSeq and is a predicted model, not a curated record. NCBI's taxonomy places the organism in Eukaryota, Metazoa, Chordata, Leptocardii, Amphioxiformes, Branchiostomatidae. The coding region runs from base 1 to 2265 and encodes 754 amino acids. The transcript has 6 exons.
AUGGCGCUCACGGUUCUCGGCUGCCUGGUUCUAGCUCUACUAAGCGGGCACAUCCACGCCCUGACCUGCUACAGCUGUACAGGCGUGUACUCUCAGCCGGAGUACGACGAUUGUCUGCCGAGCCCGGACUCUUCAGUCGCCAACCAAACUUGUGAGGCGGGCGAGAUCUGUCAGGCUCACCUGUUAAACGUUGGCGUCUUGUUGGUCUUGAGGGGAUGUGUGUCGGAGGAAACAUGUGCCACUAACGAAGCAACAACUGCUGUCCAGUCGCAGUGCUGUAACGAGACCCUGUGCAACAAUGCCAGUUUCGUACCGACCACGGUUCCUCCGACUACCACACCACUGCCCACAACAACGGAGACCACUCUAGUAACAACUCAACCCCAAACUACCGACCUGACGACAGAGCCAGUACCCACCACAGACACUACCGACACCACGGUAUACACAGUUGAAACGACAGACGGAUCGGACGUAAACACAGGUACAGAUGACAUCGGCACUACACUUUUAACCAUGACACAAUAUGACACCACAAUAGACCAGCAAACCUCCGUAAACACCCCAUUCGAAACAGUAGUGAUGACUGAAACCCCGCUCUACACAGAAGAAGCAGGGCAAACUACAGUUGAAGCGACCGAGACGACACUUGUCACGGAAGAGUUAGGACUGACGACAGAAGGUCCUACAGAUUUUGGUACCACACUCUUAACCAUGACUCAAUAUGACACCACAAUAGACCAACAAGCUGCCGAAACCGCCCCACAAGAAACACUAGUGAUGACUGAACUUCUGUCUACCACAGAAUCCACCGAUACCACGUUCUACACAGAAGGGCAAACGACAGUGGAGGCGACCGAAACAACGCUUGUCACGGAAGAAUUAGGACUAACGACAGAAGAUACUACGGAUUUUGGCACUACAGUCUCAACUAUGACUCAAUAUGACACCACUGUAGAGCAACAAACCAUCCUAACCACUGCACAAGAAACAAUAGUGAUGACUGAGCUACAAUCUACCAUAGAACCAACAGGCACAUCGUUCUACACAGAAGGGCCAACGACAGUUGAAGCGACCGAAACGACAGAGCUAUCGGCCUCCAUAACUACAGGUACAGAUGACAGUGGCACUACCCUCUUAAGUAUGACUCAAUAUGACACCACUGUAGAGCAACAAACCAUCCUAACCACAGCACAAGAAACACUUAUGACUGAGCUACAGUCUACCAUGGAACCAACCGACACAUCGCUCUACACAGAAGGGCAAACGACAGUGGAAGCUACCGAAAGGACAGACUUCAUAACUACAGGUACAGAUGACAUCGGCACUACACUCUUAACCACGACACAAUACGACACCACAAUAGACCAACAAACCGCUUUAACCACCCCACAAGAAACUCUGGUUAUGACUGAGCUACAGUCUACCAUGGAGCCGACCAAUACCACGUUCUACACAGAAGCAUCUAGGUACACGUCAGCAGAGACCACGCCCUCAACGGAAGAAUCGGGACCAACAGCAAUAGGUAUUACCGACAUCGACACGUCUCUGUUAAGCAUGACACAAUGUGACACUGCCACUGAACAAAACACAGAACUAAACCCGGAAACAACAGAGCUGACGACUACACAAGGAACAGGGUUCACCACAGAAGAAGAAACGACCCAGUCUACGGAAGGAUCAGGAUUCACCACAUCAGAAACGACCCAGUCUACAGCCGACGUAAUGUUCACCACAGCAGAAACAAACCAGUCUACAGAAGUAUCAGGAUUCACCACAGCAGAAACGACCCAGUCUACACUCGGCACACGGUUCACUACAGAGGAAACGACCCAGUCUUCAGAAGGGUCAGGGUUCACAGAGAAAACGACCCAGUCUACAGGAGCGUCAGGGUUCUCAGAAGAAACAACCCAGCCUGCAACAGGAUCAGACGUCACCACAGAAAAAACGACCCAGUCUUCAGACGUUUCAGAAAUAACAGAUCUGGCGACGGAUCCAGACACCACCACUGCGGCCACCGUCACACCAACAGCGAGCAUUAGCCAGCCAGAAGCCGGGGCGAACAUCGGGCUCAUCGUGGGCUCCACCGUCCCGGCCGCCCUGGCCGCGCUAGCCGCUCUUGCCGCCCUCGUCUAUCUCCUCCUGAAGAGGAAGAAGGGCAAAGGCAAGAUCCAUCCGGAAGACGGCCUGGACAUCCCACCGGACGGCCCUGCCGCGAGAUACAGAACAUUCGACCCGUCCGAGCCAGUCCUGAAGGGGCUCUGA